AUGGAUUCUGAGGGAGCUGUGAGCAUGGCAGAGACCGCGCCUUCUUCCGUACCUCCUGCUGCUGAAGCCCCUAUGAUGGCGACAGAAAGUGCUGGAGAAGCUCUGGAGCUGCCAGCCCCUGGAGGACUGACAAAAGAAAUACCAACUGAGGAGCAGCCAUCUCAGGUGCCCUCGGGCCAAGAACAACGAAUUGCUGGAGAUAACAACCAAACACCGCCUCUUCCUAGCAGCCCUUUGAGCACCAACGGCUGGGACAACCGGGAAUCCUUUCACGACGAUCUUUAUCAGACCCUUCAGGCCAUCAAGAUGCCUGGGACAUUUGCUUCAUUCCACCCGAUUAAGACUGCCAAUGGACCUCUCAACCCAGGGCUCCAUGUUGCCGAUAUAGGGCCCAUUAGCUUCCCCCUCAAGGAGGAACAGGCUCGCAGCUUGAUCGAAAAGACGAGGCAAGCCCCAUUCGGCAAGGGCAGCGAUACUGUCGUCGACACAACGGUACGAAAUACAUGGGAACUCGAUCCCACGCAGUUCGAGCUCCGCAAUCCUCAGUGGAAUGCCAUCAUCAACCAGUUGUGUGCCAGGGCAGCGCACGACAUGGGCAUCAAUGCACCCAUCAUUCCAGAUUUGUACAAGCUGCUCAUCUACGAGAAGGGCGCCAUGUUCAAGGCUCACGUCGACACCGAAAAGAUCCCGGGGAUGUUUGGCACCAUGGUUGUCUGUCUCCCGUCCCCUCAUGAGGGAGGCGAGGUCGUGGCCAAGCACUGUGGGGAGACUAAGACGUUGAAGACGUCCAAGUACAGGGAAGGUUCCGUCGCCGUAUGGUACUCUGAUGUCUCCCACGAGGUUCUCCCCGUCACUUGGGGCUAUCGCGUCGUUCUCACGUAUAACCUCGCUCUCGACCCGUCGAGGCCACUUCCUUCCGCUGGUCUCCGGCGAGCCGAGACCCAGAAGCUGCGUCAUUCGCUGAGGAAGUGGUUGAAUGGUGGCGUCCCUGGCAAGUCAGAUACGGAUCACCUCUAUUAUCGGCUCGACCACGAGUACACCGAGGCCAACAUCUCCAUGGCGGCCUUGAAGGGGCGAGAUUACGCGGUGGUGCAAACUCUCGAUGACCUUUCCACAGAGCUCGAGUUUGACGUCUUCCUCGCAGCUCUGGAACUCAAGGAAGAAGGCACCGUGGAAUAUGAUCACGGUGGGUAUCGGUAUAAAGACGACGACUGGGAUGAUGAUGAUGAAGGGUGGCAUGAGUUGGAGGACGUCAUCGAGUCUCAUGAGCGUGUGAAGCUACUUGUUGGAGUUCACGGGCGUCCUGUCAUGCGUGACAUAAAGUUCGAAGUGGAACACGCCCUUGACAGCAAUGAUUUCUGGGUUGACGCUCCUCAAGAGGAGGACUACCAAGGGUUCAUGGGAAACUCGGGACCUACCGCUACACACUGGUACCGCAUUACGGCCGUGUUGAUCGUGCCUCGUGCAAACGUGGCGUCAUUCCUCAAACGCAAUCUCGGCAAAGAGGAUAGGAGGUUGGCUUACCCUUCCUCAUACCUUGAAAGGGACCGUAUAGGAAACCUUCGGUUAGUCGUUUCGUAUUUGACGCACACAGCCUCGAAACCGGGGAAGGGCCAGGCGUCGGCUUUCAAGGCUCUGCAAGAUAUCUGGGACACGUCAAUCUGCCAACCUAGAUCAACAGUUGCGUUAACCAGCACAGAGAUCAGCGAUCUGCUUGAAGCUGCCGUCCAGUUGCGGGAAUGGGACUUCUUUGAAAAGAUUGCUGCCGACCCUCAUGGCUUGAUCAAUUCUUAUAUCUACGAGUGGUUGAGUAAGCAGGUCACUGAAGGCAAGGUCUCGUUCCAAGACAUCAAAAAGGGCAGGUUGACCUCCAUGGUUCUCGGCUGCGAAAAGUUCUCCUUGCGAGUGCACAUGGUCGAAUCGUUUGCGCAGAACGGUUCUCCAGUCUUGACCGAUGAGGUUCGCGAGUGGGCGCUGGACAUCUUUUCCAAGGGACUGGCAAUCUCCUCUGCUUCUGGCAGUUUUGUCGGCUCUGAUGGGUUGGCUGCGAUUUUGGCUGCCAGGCGAUAUGCCGACUUUGCCUGGCUCAAGUCAACCGUCGUCCCCAUCAUUGAGAACCACCUCAACAUCCCAGCGUUUGCUCUCGACUUCCUGUCAGCCCUCUUCAUGAUCACCAAGAAGAAGAUCUUCCCGGUACAAGAAGGUGUGCAGCUCUACAAGCGCCUCGCCAAGCAGUUCAUCUCGCAGCUCGACUUCAAUACUGUCUACGGCGACAGGCCGGAAGAGAAGAACAUGCCGCGCAAGCGACGCAAAGACAUUUCCGGGCAGCUCGGUCCCGAGGCCGACUACAACUACGACCUCGCCGUCCAUCCCGACACGCUCGCCGAUUUCUUCUCCCACCUCAUCAAGCUGAGCACGCCACCGCAGGACGACCUCGUGGGGCCCCUCGCCAUCAAGCUUGUAGGCCACGCGAAGCACAUGAAGUGGAACGACUUCCACCCCCUCUGGCUGCCGUUCCUCAGGGAGCUCAUUGAGCGGCUCGAGUCCCAUAAGGUUCCCCUGACGACUCCCCGCUACCGCCAGAUUGCCGGCGCUAUCCUUGAGGCUUACCGCGACACCUACCUCGGCGAGAAGCCCUCGACCAAAGCCCGCGAUGACAAUGCUAGGGUCUCCCCCUGCUAUUGCGGAGACUGCGACAUAUUGAAUGAGUUUCUGCGCAACGGCAACAAGCAGCAGUGCCGGUUUUCCGUGAGCAAGCCAAAACGCCACCAUCUGCAUAAACAGAUUGAGAACUACGGCAUCAGAUGCUCGCACGUCAGCGAUAGGAGCGGUCCGCAGGAUACGCUCGUGGUGACCAAGCUGGAUCCAGCCCCAGGCGCCAAGUGGAAGGCGGCGCGGGAGGAAACGGCAGAGCAGUUCCAGCAGUUUGACCAGACGAAGCUGGGGAUCCUGCUGGGUGAGGACUAUCCGCGUAUCGCGGAGGCAUUGUGGGAGCGGCCCACGAAUCUCGCGCCUGGCUCCGGAGGUAUCUCUUACAUGCCGGCACCGGUUCAGACUCAUCCUCAGCUUCCUGCUCAGGCGUCGUACGCCCAAGCUCAAGCUCCGAUGCAAUCGACACAUGCUCCUUCAGUUCAAGCACCUACAUACCCGUCCGCUCAACCUCAAAUGCCAGCUCGGCCCCCAGGGGGUUUGGCACCGCACCCGGGACAGGGCAUGUACAUCCGCGAACCCGACAACCAGCCCUUCCCUACCGCGCCUCCCGCCCGGUUCGGCGUACACCCUCCCAACAACUGGGUUCGGCCGCCGACGGUCCACAUGCCUCACGGCGUUCCGGAGCCAAGACCUGCUGGCGGAGGAUACCUAUCUUCGAUGCCAACAGUGCAGAACCAUACGGGCUCCGGCGGGCAGGCCCCGACGUUCGGAUCGUCGGUCGGUGCUGCGCCGCAGGUGCAACCAAAUCAAAGACCGCACGGCGGGCCUCUGGCGCCGAUGACGGGCAAUGCGGGCGGCCCCCCACCGCCGGGACAACACCUCCCCGGCAUCAAUAACAUGGGCCUGCCUCCGUCGGUCGCGGGAGCGAAACGCAAGGCGGAGCCCGAGAUCAUUGACCUGACAUGA
Colletotrichum gloeosporioides is the source of this 3618-nucleotide messenger RNA. RefSeq lists its product as uncharacterized. Bases 1 to 3618 code for a protein of 1205 amino acids. The record is from RefSeq and is a predicted model, not a curated record. The transcript is spliced from 6 exons. Lineage: Eukaryota; Fungi; Ascomycota; Sordariomycetes; Glomerellales; Glomerellaceae.